CAAAAACCAUAGCCCAAAACCACAAAGUUAUAAAGGACCAGCCGGAUUAGGGUUUCUUUUCCGCAGGCGAUAAGAAAGUGAGAGAAGAUCACCUGUCUCUCCUCUUUGCCGCUGUUGUCAGUGCUUAUCGCAGCCAUGAUCAUUCCAGAGAAGAACCGUCGGGAGAUCUCUAAGUACCUCUUUCAAGAGGGCGUCUGCUAUGCCAAGAAGGAUUUUAACUUGACGAAGCACCCGGAGAUCAAUGUCCCGAAUCUGCAGGUGAUAAAGCUGAUGCAAAGCUUCAAGUCGAAGGAGUACGUGCGCGAGACUUUCGCGUGGAUGCAUUAUUACUGGUACCUGACGAAUGAAGGCAUUGACUUCCUCAGGUCUUACCUCAAUCUACCUUCUGAGAUUGUCCCAGCGACUUUGAAGAAGCAGGCCAAGCCUGGAGGCCGGCCCAUGGGUGGCCCAUCGGGUGACCGCCCCCGUGGUCCACCUCGCUUUGAGGGGGAGAGGAGGUUCGGUGACAGGGAUGGAUAUCGUGGAGGUCCACGGCCUGGAGGAGAAUUUGGGGACAAGGGUGGAGCUCCAGCGGACUAUCAGCCGUCUUUCAGGGCUCCUGGUGGAAGGCCUGGCUUUGGACGUGGAGGUGGUGGUUUUGGUGCAGGUCCAACAAGCUCAAACCUUCCUUGAGAGAGUUUUUUGUCAUUCGCAUAGUUUUGUCAGCUUAACUUUUCAAAGAUCCAAUGUGUUCUCAUCAUAUGGGAGUUAAUAGCAAUUUCUGUGAUCUUUCUUUAGCAUUUGAGUAAUUUGUGGGAUUUGUUAAAAAUGUUUAUCCACUUUGAUUUAAUGAUUUAAAUUUGAAGGAGUUUCAUAUUUGUAUUC
Molecule: messenger RNA, 864 nt
Organism: Carica papaya (papaya)
Lineage: Eukaryota; Viridiplantae; Streptophyta; Magnoliopsida; Brassicales; Caricaceae
Gene: RPS10B
Product: RNA binding Plectin/S10 domain-containing protein
Cellular component (GO): cytosolic small ribosomal subunit
Molecular function (GO): structural constituent of ribosome; RNA binding
Source: RefSeq, a predicted model, not a curated record